Molecule: messenger RNA, 729 nt
Organism: Clonostachys byssicola
Lineage: Eukaryota; Fungi; Ascomycota; Sordariomycetes; Hypocreales; Bionectriaceae
Source: the annotation of a GenBank genome assembly
AUGCCAGCCUCUUCCUCUCAGAAGAAUACUCAGGCACCUGUGAUAUGCGUCUUCUGCGGCGCGUCGGCUGGAUCUAAUCCAGUAUACUUGAAAGCCGCACGCGACCUUGCACAGCACUUUCACGACAAUGGCAUCCGGCUUGUGUACGGUGGAGGGACCUCUGGUUUGAUGGGGCAGUUGGCCAGAGAACUAGUUUCUCUCUCAGGUCCCCAGGCCGUGCAUGGCAUCAUCCCUAAGGCACUCCUUCGCAUUGAGAAAGGUUAUCAAGCCGACAACAAUGAUCUCAGCUCUUCUCUGCACGAUGAAGCGGGCAAGGUCGAGCGGGUCAUCGGUAGCGGGGGACCAGAGGCAUCUCUCGAAUACGGCUCAGUCACUGUAGUCCCUGAUAUGCACACGCGCAAGCGUUUGAUGGCGGAAGAAGUCCGCAAUGGCGGCCCGGGAUCCGGAUUCGUAGGGCUCCCUGGAGGGUUUGGCACCAUUGAGGAAAUCAUGGAAAUGACUACCUGGAACCAGCUGGGAAUCCAACGCGCGGGUGUUGUCCUGUUGAACAUCAAUGGAUACUGGGACGGCCUCUUGCUUUGGGUCCAGGCGGCAGUAACGGAGGGAUUCCUAUCUCGGGGGGAUGCUAGGAUCCUUGUACAAAUCAAGCAGCCCAACCAAGUACAUGCGACGCUGAGCCAGUACAGACUCAGCGAGGAUAGGUUGCACCUGGCUUGGGGCGAUGAAUGA